Molecule: messenger RNA, 376 nt
Organism: Caenorhabditis elegans
Lineage: Eukaryota; Metazoa; Nematoda; Chromadorea; Rhabditida; Rhabditidae
Gene: F26F2.13
Product: DUF305 domain-containing protein
Exons: 2
Coding region: 30-266 (78 amino acids)
Source: RefSeq, marked reviewed
UUUCAGAGGACUAUUCCAAACCCAACACUAUGAGUGACAACAAUACACUGCGUAUGGCGGAGAUGCUGGAUAAGCAAAACUCCCAGCAAAAUGAUUUCAUGAAGUUCAUGAUGGAGAUGAACAACAGUGCAAGAUUGUCCGACCAGGCAAGAGAUGAUCGAAACGCGAUUCGAAGUGAGAAUAAUCUCAAAGAAGUCUACAACAAGUUGGUCGAAGCACAAAAGAAAGAGAGUCCCGUGGACAUUUCCAUUAAAAUCAGAAGAUGAAAAUAAGCCGGGCAACUGUUUGCGGCUCUAAAUCUAUUUUUUUCGUUUUUUUUUAAUCUAUUGUAAUACGGUCUAUCUUAAUUUCAUAAAGUUAAACAAAAAACGCAAUA